Messenger RNA from Tilletiopsis washingtonensis, 1960 nucleotides. RefSeq lists its product as hypothetical. The record is from RefSeq and is a predicted model, not a curated record. The transcript is spliced from 8 exons. Lineage: Eukaryota; Fungi; Basidiomycota; Exobasidiomycetes; Entylomatales. Bases 60 to 1874 code for a protein of 604 amino acids.
AGUCGGCAGCGAGGGCGUCGGCGCGCGACACGAGCGGCAGCAGCGGCGGAGCGCCGGCCAUGCUGGGCGUGGCGGUCGGUGUGGUGAGCGGGAGCAAGGCGCGCAGGAGGCGUGGCGCUUGGAGAAGGAGAGCAACACCGCCGCCGCUGCACGAGCCACGCGCCAAGCUCCACGGGCGCAUGAAGCCUGCCUUCCCACCACCACGACACCCGCAGAGGCGCAGGCGCAACUUCGACACCCGGCUAGCGCCCGCAGCUGCACGGUCUGCGUGCCUCAUCAUCGUCAGACCGCGUCGUCAGUCGAGCUGCCGCGAUCUCACUACGCCUCGCCGCUGGCCGCAGCUCCAGCAGUGCGCCAUGGCACCCCGCACGCCGGCGUCGCGCCGCCCGUCGAGCGCGCCGGCCCUCGAGGCAAAGUCGUCGCUCACGAGCAAGCUGCUCGAGUCGCUCGUGCACGAGCUCAUCGUCGAGUGUGCCAGCGGCGCACACAAGGCACAGCGCCUCAGAGAGGAGGCCGAGACGCUGCACGGCGCCGGGUGCACCGACUGCGGCACGCUCUGCCGCGCCUCACACCUCGCCGUGCUCAACGGCGUGCAGCCGCCGGCGCUGAGCGGCAAGGACAGCCUGCUGCCGCCCGAGCCGAGCGCCGCGAGCAGCAGCAGCAGCGCCACGAGCAGCGCACCCAAGGCGCUCGCCGCCUACUCGGACAACCCGCUGCUGGCGUGCGUCGUGUGCGCGCGCGAGGUGUCGGCCAACCGCUACAGCUACCACCUCUCCAAGUGCGUCUUUGGCGCCAGCGGCGCCGGCGGCAGCAAGGGCGCACGCCGCAAGCUCGGCGCCGCCGGCGCGGCGGCCAGCGGCGGCGCCAACGCCGCGGCCGUCAAGCAGGCCAAGAAGAUUGCCAGUGCGCUCGAGGCGCGGCGGCGCGCGGGCGGCCUGGGCAGCCGGCGUAACACGCCGCAGCCAAGCGACGAGGAGGAGAGCCGGCGAGGCACACCAACGCCAGCGCAACGCCCUCUGAUUGUGCUCAGCAAGAAGCGCGCUGGAAGCCCUGGCUUCUCCUCCUCGGCGCCGGCGUCCACCACCGGCGCAUUCAAGAAGGCCCGCACAAACACACCACCACCGGCAGCAGAGAGGGACCGAGGCAUGGUCCGCUCCUCUUCGACGCAGGCCAUCUCCCACACAACCGCGCCGCUCCUCGGCUCGCCGCUAAACCCAUCACACAAGGCCAGCGCGAGCCUCGACGGCCGAGGGCGCGGCAGAGGACGCGGUCGGCCACGCGGGUCAGGACGUGGCGGUGGGCGCGCAGGCCCGAGUGCGCUGGGUCGUGCGACGCCAGAGACGCAGGAGACGAGGGACAGCGAGGAGGAGGGCGAGCUGCAGGACGAUGACGAGGAGGAACGCAGCGUCAGUCCCGUCAAGGCUGCUGCGGACCGCCUGCCGCGCAUGCGCACCGAGACGCUGAGCGCGCAGGCGUCGCCUAUGCUGUCCGACGCGUCAGUCGACGGCGAUGCAUCGGAAGACGAGGCAGAUCAGGCCACGGCUGCGGCCGCCGCCUCAGAUGCCGACGAUGAUGAUGCCGAUGACGACGAUGAGCCGGACGCGUCGGAAGACGACGACGAUGACGAUGACGAAGACGAGGAGGGUGCAGCCUCGUCCUCGGGCUCGCCAGCCUCGGGUCACGGCGGCGCGGUGCUGUCAAACUCGGACCGCGAGAGCAGCGCCGAGAUCAUCCAGCCGAUCAGGCGCAAGGGCGGCGCCGGGACGGCAAGCAGCAAGGCCACGCAGGGCAUCGUGCGCAGCCGCGGCAGCGACGGCGAGUUCAUCGAUGUGGACUCGGCAUCCGCGCAGAGCGACGACAACGAGAGCUUCUGAGCUGCGACGGGCGACGCUGCCACCCUCAGCGUUCGUACAACAUUGGAUUGCAUGAUCAUUUUGGGAGUCAGUGCUGAGUAAUAGGC